Quercus robur (English oak) is the source of this 1626-nucleotide messenger RNA. Its product is annotated as COP9 signalosome complex subunit 2-like. The record is from RefSeq and is a predicted model, not a curated record. Gene Ontology annotation, cellular component: COP9 signalosome. Gene Ontology annotation, biological process: protein deneddylation. Lineage: Eukaryota; Viridiplantae; Streptophyta; Magnoliopsida; Fagales; Fagaceae. The transcript is spliced from 11 exons. Bases 182 to 1501 code for a protein of 439 amino acids.
AACCCGUGCAUUUAUAAAUGAAUGAAAGCCGGCGAUGGCAUCGUCACCACCGGAUUGUUGAGUCUCAUUCUCUCCCUUCCACGCCUUGUGAUCUCUGAAGGAGUUUGUUUCAGGUUUUUCUCCUUCACCAAGAAAGAACCAACUAAGCCCUAAAUUACUAAUUAUUACCAUCCAUCCAACAAUGGCUUCCGAUGCAGACAUGGAGGAUUACGGAUUUGAGUACUCGGAGGAGGAGCAAGAGGAGCAAGAUGUUGACAUUGAGAAUCAAUACUACAAUGCCAAAGGAUUGGUUGAAACUGAUCCAGAAGGUGCAUUGGCUGGUUUUGCUGAGGUAGUAGGCAUGGAAGCGGAGAAGGCAGAGUGGGGAUUUAAAGCUUUAAAACAAACUGUCAAGCUUUAUUAUCGGUUAGGGAAGUAUGCAGAAAUGAUGCAAGCCUAUCGGGAAAUGUUGACUUACAUUAAAUCAGCAGUGACACGAAAUUAUAGCGAAAAAUGUAUAAAUAACAUCAUGGACUUCAUUUCUGGGUCAGCUAGUCAAAAUUCUGGGCUUCUGCAAGAGUUCUAUCAAACCACUCUCAAGGCCCUUGAAGAGGCAAAAAAUGAGAGACUCUGGUUUAAAACAAAUCUCAAGCUUUGUAAGAUUUGGUUUGACAUGGGUGAAUAUGGGCGAAUGAAUAAGAUUUUGAAGGAGCUUCACAAAUCUUGUCGAAAAGAAGAUGGCACAGAUGACCACAAGAAAGGAACCCAGCUUUUGGAGGUAUAUGCGAUAGAGAUCCAAAUGUACACUGAGACCAAGAAUAACAAAAAACUCAAGCAACUAUACCAGCAAGCACUAAUGAUCAAAUCAGCAAUACCUCAUCCAAGGAUAAUGGGAAUAAUUCAUGAAUGUGGGGGGAAAAUGCACAUGGCAGAGCGCCAGUGGGCGGAAGCAGCUACAGAUUUUUUUGAAGCUUUCAAAAAUUAUGAUGAAGCUGGAAAUCAGCGGCGUAUCCAAUGCUUGAAAUAUCUUGUUCUUGCCAAUAUGCUGAUGCAGUCUGAAGUUAAUCCCUUUGAUGGGCAGGAGGCUAAGCCAUACAAAAAUGACCCUGAAAUUUUAGCUAUGACAAAUCUAAUAGCAGCCUAUCAACGGAAUGAAAUAUUUGAGUUUGAGAAAAUCCUGAAGAGUAACAGAAGAACAAUUAUGGACGAUCCAUUUAUCCGAAAUUAUAUUGAGGAUCUCUUAAAAAAUAUUAGAACUCAAGUCUUGCUCAAGCUCAUCAAGCCUUAUACAAGAAUCAGGAUCCCAUUCAUAUCCGAGGAGCUAAAUGUGCCCGAGCAAGAUGUUGAGCAGCUGUUGGUGUCACUAAUAUUGGAUAACCGAAUCCAUGGGCACAUUGAUCAAGUGAACAGGCUGCUAGAGCGCUGGGACAGGUCAAAGGGAACAAAGAAGUAUACUGCUGUGGACAAAUGGAACACACAGCUUAAGUCUCUCUAUCAAACUAUCAACAAUAGAGUUUCUUAGGAUUUGCAUUUAUACCCUUAUUUGGUGUUUUUGUCAUUUUAAGUUGAGAUCAGCGAUAUUCUCCACCAGUGGAAGGAUGUCUAGGAAAAUACAAUUUUCAAUAAAAUAUUACAUUUUAUCCUUAA